Messenger RNA from Coccidioides posadasii C735 delta SOWgp, 2040 nucleotides. The record is from RefSeq and is a predicted model, not a curated record. Lineage: Eukaryota; Fungi; Ascomycota; Eurotiomycetes; Onygenales; Onygenaceae.
CAACCCACACUCACAAUCUUUCCCACACAGUAUUCACACAAACCAUCUACAAUCACUCUACAUUUAAAAAGAAAAGGUCAAUCAGAAGGGAUAGUCCAUCAUGACGGCCUUCUAAGCUUCUUCGCUUUUUGCCUUCUCUCUUUUCCAAGGAAAGAGACAACACCGUAACCAUACUCUCCUCAACCACUCCGGUCUACCCCCAGUUUCACACUUCUUCAGAGCUUCCUCGUGAAGGACCUCUGAACUUAGGCAACGCUCUGCGCAGCUCGAGUUCCCAGACUCCAACUCCAACCAUCACGUUCGACUUUACGUCGUUCACCACGGAUAACCAACAGUCAACAUGGCCUCCUCAACCCCCAUCAUCCCAGCAGCCUCCGGCUCCCUCGAAUCCCCUGCACGCUCCUCACAACGACUUCGUGCUCUUCCCCGCGCCGUCUCGCAUACGCGACUGGAACUCUCCCCAAGCGAAUCCCCCUAGACCCGCCGUCCCGCUGAACCCUGCUUCGGCACGCAAUUUUCGUCGUCACUCUUUCCUCGCCCAGCAACACCAGCACAAGCUGCAGGCUCGUUCGUCCGGCUCGCCCGUUGCUCAAGACCCGAGAGUGGCAAGCAUCAUCGGUCAGUCCCAGGGGCUCUGUGUCCCGUCAACUUGGUCUCCUCCUCGUCCACGCGUGAAUAUCUCGCCUCAGCAGCGCCGAAACGCUCUGUUGCUGGCCCGCGGCGCUUCACCGCAUUCCGUUCGUCCUCCAGUUCCCCUCUUUCCCGGUACGGGAAGCAGUACACCACAGCAUCCACAGACACAACAUCAUCGUCGAGCGAUGUCUACGUCUAAUCUCCCGCUCGGUAUGGUGUCUCUCUCUGCAUCUGCCGUGCGUCUUGUGGCUAACCAGCGUCCAGAUAUCGGAACCCUCCUGGAUCUCUCGACGGACCAGUACGUCGAGGACCUGGGCUCUUCUUCCCACGGUUCCUUGUUAGAUCAAGAUCAGCUCGAUCAGCUUAUCAACUUCAAUUCUGUCGUAGAACAGAUGCCCGCCCAGACCGUGUCUCCAAAGGACUUGAUGAUGGACUCGUCCGCCCCACCGUCAACCUCCUUCACCGACAUGAGCACUCCCUCGUUUGAGUCCCCCGGCUACUUCAGCCAUGAUACCUCGCCGCUCAUUGCUACUGAUUCGGACCUUGGCCCCGGCCAUGAAGAGUGGGAGUCGUUGUUCCCGGUUGAAUCCGCGAUGCUUCCAAAGUUCGAUGAGAAGGUGCCUCUCUGCUCACCAAAAGCACCCAGCGCGCUCAUCACACCUAUGACCCGCACUGCAUCCUCUCCCGGAGCAUCUCCCCGCAACAGCCGGUCUUCAACUCGCCCUUCCUCCAUCUCUGGAGUCAAGCCACGCAAUCGAGAUAAGCCUCUUCCACCAAUCGUUUAUGAUACCAGCGAUCCUGUUGCCGCCAAGCGUGCAAGGAACACAGAAGCUGCUCGCAAAUCUCGCGCCCGUAAGGUCGAACUCCAGGAGCAAAUGGAGCGUCGCAUCGCUGAAUUGGAGAAGGCCUUGGAGGAUAGCCGUCAACGCGAGGCGUACUGGAAGUCUCUCGCGGAGACUCAACAGUAAAAAUGGUCUUGCUCUCUGCUGUGAUUCUUUUUUUCCGACUUGGAUUGAUCUUGUACUGUUUUGUUUAUGUGAUACUGUGUGGGCCUGUGAUGAUGGGCGGUUCGAGCCAUGCCUUGAUCGUCCAACCGCAUCGACGAUGAUCCGUUGUUUGAACGGUAGUCAUGCGCGAUCGUUAUAAAAGUUGGUUUUUCGGAGGAUUUUUCUGAUGUCAUUAUUAUCUCCGUCCUCUCGUGUUCAAGAAACUUAUUGUGUGUGUGUUUUUCUUCGGCAUGCACUCCUGUGCCGCUGUGCGUUCCAUCUUCAUUUGCUCCGUCUGUUCCAUUUUUAUAUUUAGGCCGGUUCUGACGUCUCCUCGACCCUGUUUGGCAGGAUUGACUCGUGGCCUUAAUGUGACAUGUUCAUCCUACCACUUUUCACAAUAACAAUAUUUACCAAUCUA